GAAACCCUUGCCGCGCUAUUGAACAAAGCGUUCCGCUCGAAAGUUUGUCGAACGAAGGGGAGUUUGUUUGAUUUUAGGGCUGUUUCUCUCAAUAUUUUUAUAGCUAUGGCUACUGCUACACGUUCAAAUCACAGUCACAGUACGCCGGCAAAUAAGAAGUCGGAUAACGCCAGUUUUGCAUCGCCAACGAAAAUAUCGAGGAUGCAGGAACGGGACGAACUUGGGCAUUUGAACAAUCGCUUAUCUGUGUAUAUCGAGCGAGUGAAGAAUUUAGAAGCCGAAAAUGCUAGUCUAUCGGCCGAGAUUGAAACGACAAAGGUCCGUACGGAAAACGAGGUGAACAAUAUGAAAAACAUGUUCGAAAAUGAGCUCAGCGAUGCUCGAAAAAUGCUGGACGAAACCUCGAUGGAAAAGGCUCGAAUACAGCUCGAAAGCGGGCGAAACGCGAGCAUUGUUGCAGAAUACAAAAUAAAGUAAGUAAACAUGGCUUGUUUCACGAUCGCUUUCAACGACGUGUUCUUAUUUAUACGUAGUUCUGAACAGGGUUUAUUAAUAAACUAAGUAAAUAAGUUUUCGUAUAUAUUUUUUGUCGAAGCACGUGUAAAUAAAUAUGGCGACAUUCUAGUUCCUUCUAUAAAAACACCUUGAUACGUGUUACUUUGUCGGUGUCUGUCUUUGGUUGCGGUCGAUUUCAAAUAUAUAGAUGUAUAUCGUAAACAACUCGUGCAUUACACAGCAUUUUGAUUAAAGAUACACUUAAAUUCCAAGCAGAAAACAAACUAUUUGUCAAGAUUGCUGGCCAGUCACGAAAAUAUAUAUUGAUUAUUGAGCAUAUUGAAUUAAUAAUAACGAUCAAACUUGACUGUCAUGCACAAUUCGAGCGGGCAUUAGCAGCGUUUGUAUGCAAUAAACCCAGCGUUCUAUAAAAAAAUUGACACUUUGAGAAAGGUGUAGUACAUCUGUGUGGGCUAUAAAGACAUAACACCCGGUAAAAGAGGCUAUAUUAUUAAAGACUUGUUAAUUAAACGGUGUUAUUUCAAGAUUUCGUGACCUGCUUUUGGAGCUGUCACAGAAGGCGUAGAAAAUUAGCGUCGUUUAUUUAUAAUGGCCAUUUGCUUUAUGCUUUUGUUUCAAAUUGUUCUCCCUAAAUUGCCACAGAGUUACUCUAGCGAACUAUAAUUGCAUUUAUACUUCGUGAGUUAAUAUUUGAGAUUAAGUCCAAUAUUUCUUGGCAACAUAUGACGUCCUUUGCCUUCAAAAUUAUACCAAAUGUUUGUGGUGAAGAAUGCAAACAAUGUUUUAAUAGGAAAUGAACCUAUGCUAUAAAAACCCCGUUUACACGAGCAAAAUUUUAUUGUGACAAAUUUCAUAUGUCAAAGAUAUUUUGCUCGUGUAGAUGGUAAAUUUGUGACAAAUUUAUUGUGACAAAUGCAUUUGAACAAAAGCUAGCAUGAUCCUACAGUUUUCAUAAAGCUGUGUUUAGCCAACGUGUCCAGCUGGGCUUUGUGUGUGGACAAUAGCAAUAAAUGUUGUUUUCAAGAUUUUCUAAUAAAACCUCUGGAAUUGUGGUUCUGGGUGAAACAAUGUGAUAAAGUCCCUGAGUACCACACCUUAUAGACUGUCAAUAUUGAACUUGAUGAUGGAUCAUUCCAGAAAACAUCUACCAUUGGUUAUAUUUGUAUUAUUACGCAGGAGAUUAACUGUAACGAAACAUAAGUGCUUGACAACACAGAUUUUGAUUGAAAAAAUCUACAUAAGUACAAAGUAUAUUUGCCUGGAUAUAUUAUGUGUCGCAUUCUGUAGCUGUGUAGCACACCAUCUAUCUGGCAUGCUUUUGCUCUUAAUUUGCCCCUGAAAUAAUGAUUGACAAAUUGCAAGGUGUGAUUAAUCGUACCGGAGGCACUCCAAUAUGGUUGUAUAGUACCUCUUUGUUUUUAGCCACGUAUUUUGUAGGUACAGUAUGCAGAACUCUUGCUAUCUGCGUACUUAGCUCCCACUUGUACCAUGUAGCAUAUGACGUUUCCAAGCCUAAGUUAUUCAAAACCAUGUAAUGAAAGUCUGACAUGACUUGGCAUUAAACAUGAUUGGACUGAUGUGAACUGAUGAGAUGGGACUAAGUACCCCUUGAGUCUUAAGUUUGUACCAGUUCAAGUAUGUGGAGUACCAGUCAGGUACGACUAAAAGUUUUGAAUUAUUGCACCCUGCAUUGUGUUUCAAAUGUGUCCACACAAGUUGACUCAUUGAUUAUUUAAUUUGUCAGUAAUAAUAACAGGGCUGCAAAUAAAUGUUUGACUUGACAGGACAUUUGUCCGAUCACUUUUAAUUUUGGUCGGACAUAACUUGAAUUUGGUCGGACAAAAACCAACAUCACUAAAUUUGGUCUGACAUAUAUACGUCACAAAAUAUAUAUAUAUAUAUAAGUCACAAGACCAUUGUAUAGCCAUUCCGACGCAACGUAUUAAGUAAAAUGCUAGAAUGCCUUAUUGCAAAAUGCAAAUUGAGUGAAUUUGCAAUUGGAUUUUGUCACAGCAAAGAAAUGUAUGUGACAAUUUUUUUUUGUGAUCAGAUGGACCAAUGUCCAAUCGAAAUUACUUUGUUUAGCAACAAUUGUUCGCCUGAAGACGGACAUUUAAAAUGUCCGAAACGUUGCAAAUUUAAUUACAUUAACCUUUUGUAUAUAUCCUUGAGAAAUAAAAAUGAAUAAUAAGUUAUGAACAACAAAGGUGAAAGUUUUAGAAACAAGAUUAAAAUUACUUUUGCUCGGACAUUUGCCAAAUUUAGUCUGACAUUGUCCGACAGUAAUUUGCAGCCGUGUAAUAAUAUCCUGUGAUAGUUUAACAUAGGCUGUUGCGGUAUACCGAUAAUUAUCGUUUUUAUAAAUAUCGAUCAUGCGAUAUUGAAAUUUUCGUUAUAUCAGAAUAUCUAUAUUUUUGGUAUUAUCGAUAUCACGUUUACAUUUGUAUAUAUUUAGAUGUCAUAUCAAGCUUUUUGAAGCGCUGAUUGGAGUUAUUUUAGAAGGACAAAGAUGAUAAAUGUGCUAACUCUGCAAGCAAAAUUCAAUCUCGAAAAAAUAUCAAUAUAUCGGUAUUUUUUUCCUUUUUCGGUUUUUUAAAAUAUUAAAUAUCGCACCGGCUAGUUUUACGGAGUGUCAGCUACGGUCAAAAUCUGGCAUUAUACACCGUUUUCACAAUUACAUCUAUUAGCCAGCAAUUUCACAAUUUAGAUCAGCCAAAAACGUAACUAUUAUCAAUAGAGUAGCCAGCCCGACGAUUUAGUCCCACUAUACAAAUAUUUUCGUGUUCAUUGACUGUGAAAACAAUCAAUUUCUAAAGAAAUGAAUGAUAAUAAUUUUGAAUUUGCAUAGCAGGACUAAAUUGUUGGGCUGGCUACCCCACUGACUAUUAUAUAUAUAAAUUAUUGUUCAACUUCAAAACUUUGCUCAAGAAAAAUUUGGGUACCAGAUAAGUGUUGUGAUACCCUGGUUCCAGAGGUUUAAAAUAAACCUCUGGUUGAAAGCGGCAAUUGAUUCAUCGAGUGCACCAAUCAGUUUGAAUUAGGGUCAGAUGUUGACUCUGUCUCCUGAUUGGAUAAUUGUAUUAAAGCUCUCUGAUUGGUUAUAGAUGUUUUGUUUGAAUCAAUCAAAGAGCUUUAAUACAAUCAUCCAAUCAGAGACAGAGUCGGGUCUGACCAGUAAUUCAAUCAUCCAAUCAGAGACAGAGUCGGGGUCUAAUUCAAACUGAUUGGCGCGGCUCGAAUCAAUUGCCGCUUUCAACCAGAGGUUUAUUUUUCCUCUCCCCUUCGCAAUGAAAAUAAUAAAAAUAAACCUCUGGAACCAGGGUAGUGUUGUGAGGAUGUCAUCCCCUAUUUUUAGAUUUGGGUUAGGAUUAGGGUUUAACCCAUUAAGAGGCAGAGCUUCCCCAUUGAUGAGUAAAAUCGUCUGGCGUUAGACAAGUAAAAAAAAUAAGUAGCGCGCACUGGGGUGCAUUGCGGCUCAAUGGGUUAAAACACAAAAUGAUACAAAAUUACAAAAGUCUAAAAAUAUUAACUCUGUCUAAAACGUGACAGGUAUAGUCAACCUUGCAGGAAAAGCAAGAGUAUCUUGCAUGCAUCUUAUUGGCAGAUGACGUCAUCCCUUGGGCAUAUAAGAAGCCCCAUUGCAACUUUAGAUCACCCCGGAUGAAGACACUAGACUGGAUCGAGUGUCGAAACGUUGGGUCUUGAUUACAAUUCGACUGGGCUUUGUAAUCAUUUAUUUAAACCAGAGUAACCAGCAAACUUUAACAUCAUUUGAAAACAGAAAAUCUUGCUUAAUUAAAAUUAUGUUAUAUACAAUUGCGAAAAAUUGUCGGUAUUUUUUCUGUUUUCGGGGUGUCUUUUCAAUACCGCAACAGCCUAGCAGGGCUGGAAACUUGCGGUAUCCCGAUAUCCACAGGAUAUCAGAUUUUAAUUUUGGAUACUGGGUAUCAUAAGCUCAGUAUCAUAAGCUCAGUAUCCCAACUGGAUACUAGGAAAACUUAGAAAUUGCGAUAGUAGAUAAUCAUCUAGACGUUUGGCAUGUUUCUGAACUUCAAUGUCUACGGAUUUUGGCAGAAUAUUUAAAAAAAAAAAAUUUCACAAACGGUGCUUUCUUUCGUAUCGCCGCAGUGUAUUGUUUUCAGUUUUUUCGAAUUUCAAUACAUAUUUUUAUUAUUGAAACUAAAGGCCAGGUUUUUGCUCAGCAACUGAAGGCCUGGUUGCAAGGUAAAAUUUUGCCUUGCUUAGAUACUGGAAAUAGAAUAUCUAGUAUCCAGAUCUGGGUUACUAUAUUUCAAGGAUGGAUACUAGAUUCUAUGAUGCUGGUAUCCACUUGGAUACUGACAAAAAUUUCAAGUUUCGAGCCCUGCCUAGUUAAGCUGGUCAUGGGGGAGUGAUUGAAGCUCAAAAUUCAAAUGUACCUCUUCCUUAGGUAUGAUGAUACAUCCAAGAAGCUCAACACAUGCGAAGAGAAUCUUCAACUUGCCGAGACGAAACUUUGUCACAGUGAGAAAAUCUUGGAGAAAACAAUUCGAGAUAAACGAAAGAUGGAAGGUGACGUUGACGUGUUGGAAAAGGAAAAUUAUGCGCUGAAAGAAGCUGUUGAGACGUCAAAGUGUAGUCUGGAGGAAGAAAUAUUGCUCAGAGUUGACAUUGAACAUCAACUCCAGUCGACAAAAGAAGAGAUGAAUUUUAAACAGCAAAUGUUUAACAAGGUAGAAUUUUUGGACAGCAUUCACCCCCCUCCCUCCCGAAACUUUUUUCUCAAUUCUAAAAAACUAUACAUUAUAAUUAAUUUGUACUAUUUCCAGGAUCUCCCCUCCUGAAAAAAAUUGUAGUUUUACAUGGAUGUCCCCCCCCCCCUGGAAAGUGUGGCUGAGCAGGAUAAACUCCCCCUUCCCUGAGAGGGGAGACACUUGGAAAAUGGGUUGAAAGUGGGUGAUGCUUCCUCCCAUCCAGGGUCUUAGCUAGCAUUUUAUAUCUUGGGCGUGUUUCUAAAUUUCCAGUGUGUGCCCAUGUGUCAAUUGCCUUGAAUAGCCUUUAAAACAUGAUUCCGGUUAUGCUUGUUAACAAUAGACUAUACCUGUGGUUGUUCUAUGCUUUUCAACCAAAUAUGAGGCGAGCAUAUGCUCAUAUUUCGCACUGACAUUAUAAUAAAUUAUUUUAGCAACUGUUGGGGGCAUUUAAAGCCAUUUAAACAACCAUAUAGUGCCCAUUAUCCAUCAAAACAUUAAAAUAUCACGGAUCACUUUUAGCAAUUUCAACAACUACAGUAGAUUUUACAAAGAAAGUAUGUAUGUUGUAAGUAGAAACACCUUAUUUUAUGAACCUACAUGUAUGGCCAAAAAUAAAUAUUUAAUACUGAAGCCGCGUUCAUUUCAUCUAGCCGUGUUUUUACAUUUUUGGCCACGAUAACACGGCCUUCUAGCUAAGACCCUGCUCCCACCUUGGAUUGGAAAAUGUAGUGGAUGAACCCCCCUACAAUCUGGGGGUGGUCCUCUUGUCUUGCCCCCAUGAGGUCAUAAUUUUAAAACUUCAGAAAUAGCACUAUAUGUGGUACCUAUACCCUCUCCCUAUCAUAUUUGGGCCAGGGCAUAUCCCCUUGCACCUUAGUUCUUUUCCUCAAUGUGUUGUGUGACUUCCAGGAGUUGCAGGAGAUGAGGAAUCAAAUCCAGCAUGUUGAGAAGCAGAAAGUGAAAAUUGAAAGUGACUACAAGUCAAAAUAUGAAGGCAUCAUGACCGAGAAGCUGCAAGAAUUACGUGAUAUCUAUGAUGAAGAAAAUGAAAAGCUUACAAAUGAUGUUCAGAAUCUGUACUUAGCUAAGGUAUGGAAUUGUAUGGAACUCAACCUUGCUUCCCUCAUCUUUGCAAUGUCUACCACCCCACAUCUUCUGAUCUCUUCAUUCCAUAAUGUCUCUGAUCUGCUCUACUUCAUCUCAUCUUAUUACACUGUACCUUCUCUGCAAUGUCUACUACCCCACAUUAUCUUCUGAUCUCUUCAAUGUGUCCAUACACCUUCUCUGCAAUGUCUACUACCCCACAUUAUCUUUGGAUCUCUAUUCUCUUCAUUCCAUAAUGUCUUUGACCAGCUCUCAUCAUCUCUUAUUACGUGUCCAUGAACCUUCUCUGCAAUGUCUAUCACCCCACAUUAUCUUCUGAUCUCUUCAUUCCAUAAUUUUCUGACCAGCUCUCAUGAAUCAUCAUUUCUUAUUAUGUGUCCAUUCAUCUUCUCUGCAAUGUCCUACCACCACAGACUAUCUUCUGAUCUCUUCAUUCUGUAAUGUCUCUGACCAGCUCUCAUUUCGUCUUGUUAUCUGUCCAUACAUCUCUGCAUUGUCUACUACCCCACAUUAUCUUCUGAUCUCUUCAUUCCAUAACUCUAUCAUCAUCAUUUCUUAUUAUGUGUCCAUUCAUCCUCUCUGCAAUGUCUACCACCCCAGACUAUCUUCAUUCUAUAAUAUCUCAGAUCUUUUCUUAUUAUAUCUCAAUGUUGCUUCCCUCGUCUUCUCUGUAAUGUACUGUAUACCUGUACCUUCACCAAAACCUGUAAGGUUCAUCUCAACAUUCACAUUUCCCUCCCACAAAUUAUGAGUGUAAUUUCAGUAUGAAGAUAUGAAAGAUCAAGCAAGAGAAGAUAGCAAUAAGCUUGCUGAAGCAAGAGACACAAAUAGAGAUCUGACAAACAAGUUGGAAGAUGUCCGAGCUGAACAUACAGUUGCCCAAUCAAAGGUAACUAAGGAACUUUGUUACAUCAUUUUAUUAAAGUACAUAAUGUUGGAGAGCAAAUAGAUGACAGUUAUCCCUGUCCCCAAUAAAAACCUUUGAGAGACUGACCUGAACCAAGUCUUUUUAAAUCCCUGUUAACAUAAUUUAGUCACGUGCGUAAAAGGUUGGGUAAAUGAAAAACAAAACAACUCAAGGGUUGCGUUAACUAUUAAAAUGUGUUGUUAUUUCCAAAGCAUGACUCACUCAAAUAUUGAAGACUAAAAAGCAAUGUCAACAGUCAUAUGUCAAUACAAUAUGUAAAUCAAUCAGAGUCUCUAUCUUGAUCAUUUUCCGAUUUGCCAAGGAGGCAAAUGGUAUCUCCAAAUGUGCAGACAACAUGAAACUUUAGACUGCAGAAAAUUGCACAGGACACAGGGUUCGUAGCGGUCUUUGAAAUCUUCGAAAGUCUUUAAAUUAGAAUGCAGGUCUUUAAGGUCUUUGAAAAAUCUUUCAAUUGUGUGAAAAAGCGAAGAAAGUGUAUUACUCUCGUAAUUUUUCGACAGCUGAUUGCUCUCAAAGGUCUUUGAAAAGUCUUUGAAAAUAGACAGAAAAAAUCUUUGAAAGUCUUUGAAUUGUUUUGAUCUUGGAGACUACACGAAUCCUGCCGACAUGUGUGAUAACUGCAUGGUACCCGGGUAAAGACCUAUACCUAAAAUGAUAAUGUUUUGUGAUUGGCUUUCAGAAACAAAAAUGAUCAUUGUUCGUGACUCGUUCUUUAGAAAGACGAUUUCUAUAGUUUUAUUGUCUUUCAUUGUUAUAAUCAACCAACCACGAGCCUGGAUAGUGUAGGUAGAUGAUGACCCUGGUAUCCUUUUGUGAAGUUUUUGGCCAGGGGUGGGUAUUUAGUUUUUAAAUAAUAUUUGAGGUAUUUUUUACCAAGAAAAACAUUUGUCUUCAGUGCCACCCCCUGUCAUAAAUAAUGACCGGUUCCUAAAAUUUAACCCAGCUGUUUUAGUUUAUGUAUUUAUGUACGUCUGUUUACUUCAAAACUUCAGAGAAGAAAAGUCCUACUGAUCCAGAUAAUAUUUCUGAAGAAGUAUUUUCAAAUUUUUAAACAAACAAAUAUGGCUUUGAGAAAGAUAUUUUGUUUCAAACAUGAGUGAUGUUAACAUUCUUGUUUUUGUAAAAGGUCGACUCCCUUCAAAAGCGGCACAAAGAGCUGGAAGUUCUGCUUGAUGAGAAACAACGUCGUGCCAAUGACACCAUUAACUUGCGUGACGAAGAAAUCAGGGAUCUCCGUGAAAGCAUGGAGGAACAGCUUGCACAGUACGAAGAUUUGAUGGGAGUUAAAGUUGCCUUAGAUAUGGAACUUGCUGCUUAUAGAAAGCUGCUGGAAGGCGAGGAAGUCAGGUAGGUCUGGAACAAAGCUCCUUGGUAGAGACACUUAUAGAAAGACUUAUAAAAAUCUGGUACCAAAUAUCACGAUUCACAAGCAUUGUUUAGGAGCAAGUGGCAAGCAUCCAAUCACACCCGUAUAACGUAAUUGUUAUAUUAAAUAAUGACUAUUAAAAAAACUUAUAUAUAUGAUUCUGUACAAUGCAUGGCACUGGAAACUAACUAGGAAAAUCAAUGUUUUAAAAUUUUUAAACAUUUUUAUUGUUAACCAUUGAGUAGUAAGAUCGUGAAUCAUGCAUAAUUGAUUUUCCUUGUUGUUUUUUUUUUAAUUAAAAGGGCUGAAAUGCGCCUUAAAACCCAUCAAUCAAAUGGCUUAACUGUGCCUUUGAAAUGUAUAUCCAACGAUUUUUUUCUUGUUACAGAUUAAACAUCACUCCCCCGCCUUCGCCAGUGUUUGGUGAUAAUUUCAAACCGAAAAGAUCGAACAAGAGGCCGCGUACUGAAGACUUGCAAGCCACAACCACGAGCACAACUACUGCGGCAACUGGAAAUGUCCAGAUUAUUGAAUCGGAUAACCAGGGGAAAUUUGUAAGACUUUUCAACAGUGGCACGAAGGUAAAUUGGAAGUACCGUUGCCCCCGUCUUAAUUCUUAUUGUUUAACUGCAUUUCAGUAGGGGAGGUAUUGCGCCUGAACUAUACCUGAAAAAGAUAUCUCAAACAUGUAGUGUUGUGUCAGAACCAUUGUCUGAACUACCUGAAGAAGAUCUCAAACAUGGGGUCCAGUCUAGGUAGUAUUCUACAAAACGGCUGAAAAGGAUUGGCAUAGAGAAACAUAUAUUCUUGGUUUGUAGCUAACAAAAGAAUAUGAUUAGCAGCUCUUCUAUUUGGAGCGUCUUUUUAUCCAACAUGACCGCCGUAUCUUUAUGUUGUAAAUCUCAAGGGAUUGAUUGCAAACCACCUAUAUUACUCUGUCUCUAAGGACAACUCGUGAAUCCAUAAUCCACGUUUACUGCGAUGAAAAAUAUGCUGCUGUCACGUGACCAAAUUUGCAUUUUUUCGGACAACUUUCGCACUCCGCUAUUCAAAGUGUAUACACGUGCGCGAUAUAAACAAGCGAAAAUAUCGCAAAAUAAGGACGAUUUGAAAGUUUUUUUUUUGUAUUUGUGGGUAUAUUUUAACUCCUGUAAGUGUAAUAUAGCGAAGAGAAAAAUGGUAAUGAGAAUAAGCGUGUUUCGGACAUGACUGUUGCCGAACUAAAGGAGUAUUUGAAAAUGCGUGGCGUUACUGCAAACGGCUAUUUAAAACCUGCUUUACUUCAAAUUGCUCAAGCAGUGGAGAAAAUGAUGUUGCCGAUUGACCCAAAUCAUGAAUAUGGAAAUUCGGAUCUCAAGAACGCAAGAGAAACAUUUAUUAUUCAUGAUAUGGUGAUACGUCAGCCAUUGUCAUAUCCAGUUGUGAACGACUUUAUACUAGAUUCGCGACCCUUCGGUUUGUAUAUUUUUAACUGUUUAAUAUAAAGCUCAGCUGAGUAUGAUAAACAGGGACUUGCCUCAUAUAAAUCAUUCGAAGAUUAUAGAGGCUGCAAGCACAUCGCAGCCUGUUUGUAUUCGCUGGAGGAUGUACUGCAUAAUCGGUAAUCGCGAGAGUGUAACAUCUGGUCCAUGCCAGGUCUUAGUAGAAAAGCGCAAAUAUAUUGAUUAUAAAAUAUAACUUACUUUAUUCCCAUCAGCUGUAGCUGGUAUCGGAUCACGGAUAAUCCGCUGUGGGUCCAUUUUCGUCAAUAAAAUGAAAACCGCAUAUAUAGCUGUCUUUCCGACAGACGAACUUGUCGCCUCGACAACAUGCAUUUAUCCAAAUUUGCCUUCUUUCCUUAGAUUUAUUCUCACUUGGGAAACUGUAGAAAGAUACUGAAGUCCCAUUGUCCUUUUUUAAGCGUGCUGGUUACCUCGAAUCGCUUUUGCAUAUUCCCCAAGCACAUCUCUUUACCAUAAUUUGUGAAUCACUUAUAGUAUAAUCAUGGAUAGUAUAAUCGAGGCCGUCGAGCGAAAUAUAUCCCUAUAUUUUCGUACCCACACAACGGGAAAUUUUUCUCUUCGCUACAUAUUACACUUACAGGAGUUAAAAUAUACCCACAAAUACAAAAAAAACCCUUUCAAAUCGUCCUUAUUUUGCGAUAUUUUCGCUUGUUUAUAUCGCGCACGUGUAUACACUUGAAUAGCGGAGUGCGAAAGUUGUCCGAAAAAAUGCAAAUUUGGUCACGUGACAGCAACAUAUUUUUCAUCGCAGUAAACGUGGAUUAUAUACACGUCUAUACAUUGCUACAAAAACUCAAAUUUUUUUCCAUUGUUUUAUUUUAUCAAAUCCUAGGAGGAAAUGAUGGGCGGUUGGAUCGUUUCUAGAACGAUUGAUGGUCAGGAACCGAUUAGUUAUAAAUUUACACCAAAGUUUGUUCUUAGAGGUGGCCAAUCAGUUACGGUGAGUUGAUUACUGAUAAAUUUUAGCCUGAAUUCCAAUUCAUCAUUUCCCCUGCUAAUUCAGGCCGUGUUUACGCUAUGACACUACGGCAAAUUUACCGUAGCGCGCGUAUUGAUUUGUAUCCGGAGUGCCAAGCGUAGUGGUCCGUAGUUGGUACGCUACUUCAAACAAUUUCGUUACAGUGUAAACACAAUACUAAGAAACGUAGUGAAUUUUUAACGAAAUGCUAGCCGUAGCGUUAUAGUGUAAACGCGGCCUCAGUGAGAGCAAGGCCUUGGAUGAGCAUUGAAGCAAACUUGACCCAACGAUCUCAAAUGAUGCCCAAAAUUACGUUGGAACUCCUGUGUGUGUGUGUUUUCCCUUAUUUCCGGUAAUAAGAAUGUAUAACUUAUCCCAAGGUAAUAAGAAUAGCCACAUACGAUAAUAUAGUAAUGGUAAUAAGAAAGUUUUAUUUGCCCAAGAAUAUCGUACAUAUUGUAUUUCAAAACUAAACUAAGUUUAUUUUCACUGGAUAACUCUAUCAGUUUUAAACUGUUCUUCAUAGAGGACCAGUAGGAUAAGGAGACAUUCCUUACUUAAAUGUGUGUGAUGUCUCCACACCUGGCAAACUGAAACGUUUGCUUAACCGCGGUGGGAAUAGAACCCACCGACCCCUUUGGUUUGCUAGUGAAAUCCUCGACCUCGGAGCUCAUUUGGUACAGCAUUGGAGUAGCAAACCAAAGGUCGCGCGUUCGUUUCCCACCGCUGUCAAGCAAACUUUUCAGCUUUCCCGGUGUGAACACACAACAUCACAAGCAUAUAUUUUCACCUGAGUACAUGACACCAGAAACAAACAGUUCAUUCCUUACUUGUCCAGUGUUACUGCAGGAGGAAUUGUAAACCAAUUUUAUUUAUACGUAGUUCUAAGCUAUUCUUCCUGAUGAUCAUCCCUUGUUCAGUUUUGGUCCUGAAGAAAACCUGACGCUUUUGGUUGCGUUAAACUAGAAACACUCUUAGUUGGUGAAAUUAUAAUUGGGAAGCCCUUGUCACAUGACACCCUUUCGCCUUUACGAGAGCCCACCCUUAACUAAAUUCUGCAAAUGAUAAAUUGUCUCUGACUGGUAAAUUUAUGUUUUCAAAGAUCUGGGCGAAUCAGGGAGGUGGUCAGCACAAACCACCGACAGACUUGGUAUUCCGACAGCAAUCAUCAUGGGGAACUGGCAAGGGAAUUAAAACAGCAGUCACCGAUAACGAGGGCAAGGUGCGUAAUACUUUAUGUCAGUUUGCUGACGAACAUCAGGAAUUGCAUGACUUUGAAAUCAGAUUGCUUGCGUCUGUAGUUGGCGUGACCGACUACAAAAAAUAUGUUAUGCUGACUUUGUGAAUUGUGAGAUACAGCCGUUUUAAGCUCUGGUUAAACGUUGAUAAGAGUUGAUAAAAGUUGGCAAGCGAGAGUUUACAUCAGAGUUUUCUCAACUCUCGUGCACCGGUGUGUGGAGGUGCCUUGAAAGGUGCCCGUGGUGCGAUAUUUUUUCCAUGCCUGUUUGAAAAGAGGAUUAAAAACAGAUUAUUAAAACAAUAGGCUAAUAGCUAAGUUUUAGUUUUUAAAAAAAUUAAGAACUUUAGAUCUUUCAAAAAUUGUGUAAGUUGAGAAUAUUAAAAGUGCCGAAAUUUGAAAAUCUAAUUGAAAUUCCAUCUCUAUAACAUACGCAAAUUUCUUUCCAUGGACCCCUAAUCAAGGUCGGUUAAAGUCCACUAAUCGCAAAUAUAAUUUUUAGUAUGUGUAGUAUUAAUUUGUCGGAUGUGAUGUCAAUAUAGUGAAUUUCAUGCAUAAAUAAUUACGCUGAUUUAUGCUGAUUUAAUUUAUGUUUCAUGCAUAAAUAAUUACGCACAUUUUACCAAAAUUUAAUCAAUUCGUCCUAGGACAAUGUCCAUUAUAGUCGCACCAAUUUUCGUAUUAAUACGUUUUAUUGUGGUAUUUUUUUACGUUAUCAGGCUGAAAUACAUACACGAACAUAACAUACACACACGAACAUAACCUAACCGGCAACUUUUGAGACAUAUUUAGCAAAUACCAUGCUUUGUGAAACUAGUACUACCGUCGCUUGCAACUAAGGAUGAACCGUCGCAGAUAAAGCAUUGUCUAUUCUCAUGUCAAACUUCAAUGUUUUUACCGAGAAAGUUCAAUGUUUGUGAUGACAUUUGAUGGUUUCAAUUCGCUCAGCCAAUCAGCUUGGAGCUGGUUGAACGUGAUUGGCUGAUCAGAUUAAAAACUGUUGAGUGCUCUUGACAAACAUUGAACUUUCUCGGUAAAAACAUUAUUAAACUUUGUCAUGAGAAUAGACAAUGUUUUACCAGCAACCGUUCAUCCUUAGCUGCAAGCGAUGGUAUUCUUACAAUUACUUAAUUACUUUGUUCUCUUGCCUUGCAGGAAGUAGCUAGUUUAUUGGAAGAAGCAGUUGUAACUACCUUUGAUGAUUGCGAUUCAGGCGCAAAUGAUUCCAUUACUACAAGAAGACGAACUAAACUGGUAUGCUUUAAUCGUUCUUUUUCAGAAUUACUUCCUAGAGGUGCACUAACGCAAGAAGAAACUAAGCUGUAUUCAUAUUAGGUAGCUCUGUCAGUUCAAACCUGUUUUCUUUAGUUUUCCCAUAUGAGGCUUAUCCCAUGGAAAAUCUAAACGAAACUAACUUGUUUAUACUGGAUAGCUCCAUCAGUACAAAACUGUUCUCCUGCACGUAAAAACGCACAAGUUGCCACAGGUCUGCAAACAAGUUGUUAUAAAUCUGUUCACAAGCAGUCGACAAGCUGUCUUCGCACUGCUUGUUCCCAGUUGUUGUAAGAAGUUUGAAACAAGCUGUUAACAGCUUCUAACAAGUUUUGAUGGCAUUAUCAGACUUGUAGCAAAGUUGUUCAAACAAGUCUGAUACAGUCAUGAUAUGACAAGAAUGCUACAAGGUUGAUGACACAAGGUUGUAACAACAUUGUGAUAUCAUAUUCAUGACUGUAUCGUACUUGUUGGAACAACCUUGCAACAAGUCAGUCUGAUAAUAUCAACAAGGUUGUUACAAGUUGUUAACAGUUUGGAACAGACAACUUGGGACAAGCAGUGCGAAGACAACUUGUUGGCAGACUUGCUACAAAAUGUGAGAUUUUGCGUGUGUAGCUGGACGUGCAGUUAAGGUCCAUGUCUUAUUUGUUCAGUGAGGAUUGCCCUUAUUUAUUCAAUCUCAGCGCUGCAAAUAACGGCCAGUCAUCGGUCAAUGGCGUAUGUUAAUUUCCCCGGUCAUCAUGACCGUCAAGUUUGUGUAAUUAUUUGCAGCGUUGUAAUUUUACCACAGCUAAAGUGUCCAGUAAGGACCACAUCUUAUUAGAUCAGUGUUACUUCAGAAAGAAAUGGGAACCUCCUGUGUUUGGCAAAGUCAAACCGGACGCACUCUUCUCACUAGCUAGUGAGGCGAAAAUAUAGUCAGACCAUGACAGGAAAUAAUGGUAGGCCCUGGCAUCUAUAGGAUCCCAGAAAAUUUUCUGACCUGGCUUAGGCCUUAAAAAAUACCUGUGGUUCCGGUUUCCCGACCGACCCUAUUUUGUUCUGCCGACCCUAUUAUUUUUUCGACGCGAUUGACCGUGCGACCCUAUUUUCUCCGGGUGGCUGCGGGCUGCUCACACAGCGUGCCAAAAUCGUGUCUGUUGUCACACUAAUUAUUGAACCAAACUGCCUAAAUUUGUCCAUAGGAAAUACGCAUCUCUAUAGUUAAUAUUGAUGUCGGGACUCUACUGAAAAUCGCCCAGCAAAAAACCGCCAAAACCAUGAAAAAAAUAUUCAAAAAAAUUUAUUUCCGACCUACCUACCCUAAUUUUUUCACGAUUUGAAACUAGAACCACAGGUAUUUUUUUAGGGCAUUGGGGCAUUACAUUAACAGGCACAGAAAAUAAUUUAUUAGGAAGAAUAUUAGUAGCCUGCAUGGCAGGCGGUCUCUAAAAUCGGGCAAGCCUGGGAAAGACCCGCCUGCCAUGCAGGCUAGAAUAUUAGUGAUCUCGACAGAAAAGUUGACCUAAAACAUAGAUCCCUGCUAUGUAUGCUGUACGAAUCGAAGUUCUCAACAUUUAUUCUAAAGAACAAACACUUUUCUUUUCAGAUGCGUGCUGGGGGAGCGAAUGAUGAAAAAUGUAUAAUUUCGUAGUGAAGAAUUUACUUUCUUGUCGUUCAGCAGUAUAUGACGUGGAGGCGUCGGUUGUGUUCGCAAUAAGCUUAUACUAACACUAGUGUAAAUAUAAACUGUAUGCAAAUUGUAUUUGCCUUAAACAAAACUUACGCAGGUUGCUAUUGGAUUAUUUUACAAUAUCGCUAAUCGUAAAUAUAUCUUGCUAUUUACUGGGCUUUUGUUGUAUUUUAUGUGUUUUGUGUGAUGUCUGGUUUUACCUCGAGCAUGCGCAAAACAAGUGCACCACAAAGGCGAAGAAAUAGUAAUACUAUUUUUGACUAAAUACCAAGGCUUC
Molecule: messenger RNA, 15568 nt
Organism: Paramuricea clavata
Lineage: Eukaryota; Metazoa; Cnidaria; Anthozoa; Malacalcyonacea; Plexauridae
Source: the annotation of a GenBank genome assembly